Molecule: messenger RNA, 4353 nt
Organism: Menidia menidia (Atlantic silverside)
Lineage: Eukaryota; Metazoa; Chordata; Actinopteri; Atheriniformes; Atherinopsidae
Source: the annotation of a GenBank genome assembly
UUUCCUCAAAGCAGCCAGUGGACUCAAACUUUUCUAGAGAAUACUCACACUUUUUAUACCCUGGUUGUCGGCGUCGGUACUUUAGCAUAAAUGCCGACAUCUGCGUUCAAAGCACCGGGUUUAAUAACCGUCGGCGUUCAUUGGUGAUGGACAGACAGCAGUUCCAACUGAGCGACGAAGAGUGCGAACGACCUCGAGAGGAAACCCGGAGACGGAGAAGAAAGAAGGCCAUUACAUCCUCCUCCUGCUCCUCCAUGGAUCAGAUCUCGGUUGAGUUUGUUCUUCCCACCGUGGGGCGGGGCGGAACGGGCCCUGACACUCUGCUGCUGGAGGUGGCCGGAAACUGGACCGUGGAACAGGUGAAAGCUCAGGUGUGGAUGAAGGCGGUUACUCUAAACCUACAUCCGGAAUUCUAUCAGCGAUUCUCUCCCGACCACUGCAUCCUGCUCUAUCAGAAGAAGGGCACUGUUUGCGAGAUCUACGACAAGCACCAGGUCUUCCAGACGCUAGAUUGCAUCCGCUACUGGAGAGCCCUCAAAAAGGACGUGGGGCGGAUCCAGCUGGUGCCCCGCCCUCAGCCCCCGGAGGAGUCUCUGCAGUACCAGCGUUUCCUGAACUACCUGAUUGGCUACGAUGUCACCGACGUCAGCAACGUCCACGACGACGAGCUGGAGUUCACACGCCGGAAGCUUUUCACCCCGAGGCGCAUUGAGCUGUCCGAACGGGACCCAAAGCUUUACUCCAUGGACCCCUGGGUGACCUGCAAGCCACUCCCCGAGCACCUGCUCUCCAAAGUGAAUAAUGGGCACGCUCUGGUGGUAAUACACGCCAGCACAGCCAGCCAGACCAUCAAAGUCUCCAUUGAUGACACGCCUACGCAGGUAUUGGCAAGCUUUUUUACAAAAACUGCAAACAAAAGGUCUUUGUUUGGAAUCCCUGACAACACGUGUGAGGCAGAUUAUGUGCUGCGUGUGUGUGGCAGGGACGAGUACCUGUAUGGUGAAAAACCCCUGCAGAACUUUAACUGGAUACGUCAGUGCCUCAGGAACGGGGAGGAAAUCCACCUUGUUUUGGAGACGCCACCUGACCCCGAACUGGACCUGGUCCUAAAAGAAGAUUGGGCACAAGUGGACGACUGUACUGGAGUUGCGGGUACUCAUGAGCAGUUGACAAUCGAUGAGAAAGAGCAUGAACGGGUGUUCACCAUUUCCAUGUGGGAUUGUAACAGGAAGUUCAGAGUAAAGGUGUUGGGUAUCGACAUCCCAACCCUACCGAAAGUACCAGAAUUUAUAGUCUUCAUAGAAGCCAGCAUAUUCCAUGGGCAGCAGCUUUUAGCCCAGGAGAGGACUACUACCAAAACUUUCAAUGAAGAAGUGCUGUGGAACUGCUGGUUGGAGUUCAACAUUAAGAUCAAGGACCUGCCUAAAGGGGCACGCCUUAAUCUGCAGGUGAUCUGUGGUAAGCAGCCCCAGGCUUCGAACCCCAAAGGUUCCUACCAGGAUAACACCUCAGGAACCAGCAGCCUCGAUGGAAAAAACAAGAACCGCGUCCUGUACUACGUCAACCUGCUUCUCGUCGACCACCGCUCUCUGCUCCGCCAGGGCGAGUUCAUCCUCCACAUGUGGAAGAUGCCCGAGAAGAGCGAGGAGAGCAGCAGCAGCAUCAACGCCGACAAGCUCACCUCCGCCACCAACCCGGACAAGGCCUCCUCCAUGGCCAUCGCCAUUUUGCUGGAUAAGUACUGCUACCCCGUGGUGCUGCCCAAGAGCAGGGACCUGAGCAAGGACAGCGCAGCCGGGGGCGAGGAUGCCGAGUCCGGGGAGCGAGGUCAGAGGGAUAUGCCCAACCAUCUGAAGAAACAGUUUGAGGCCAUUGUGACCACGGACCCCUUACACCCACUUAGUCCCGAGGACAAAGAGCUUCUGUGGCACUUCAGGCACGAGUGUAUGCGCCACCCAAGGGCUUACCCAAAACUGCUGGGGUCGGUCCGGUGGGGGAAACAAGAGGAUGUUUUAGCAACGCACCGUCUGUUGGAGCGCUGCAGUGCGUGGGACACCAGCGGCCUGGACGUCGGCCUCGCCAUGCAGCUGCUCGACUGCCACUACUCAGACGCUCACGUUCGUUCGAUGGCCGUCAGGAAGCUGGAAACGCUGGAGGAUGACGACGUGCUCAGGUAUCUCCUCCAGCUUGUCCAGGCAGUCAAGUUUGAGCCAUACCAUGACAGUGCUCUGGUGAGGUUCCUGCUAAAGAGAGCUCUCCGGAGUAAACGAAUCGGUCAUUUCCUCUUCUGGUUUCUGCGAAGCGAGAUCGCCCAGUCCAUGCACUACCAGCAGAGGUACGCCGUCCUGCUGGAGGCCUACCUCCGAGGCUGCGGGGAGGACAUGCUGCAGGAUUUCAGGAAGCAGGUGGAUAUGACUGAGGCUCUGCAGAAAGUUACCCGCGAGACGAAAGCCAUGUCUGCAGAUAAAUACGACGUCACAGCACAAGUGAUUUUUCAGCUGCGGCAAAAACUGGAGCAGCUGUCCGGGGUGCCGGAGAGUUUCCGGGUUCCUUAUGAUCCGGGGCUCCGGGCUGGAACCCUGCUGAUCGAGCAGUGCAAAGUGAUGGCGUCCAAGAAGAAGCCGCUGUGGCUGCAGUUCAAAAGAGCCGACCCCACCACCCUGUCCAAAGACCCCAUAGGCAUCAUCUUCAAAGAUGGCGAUGACCUCAGGCAGGACAUGCUCAUCCUGCAGAUUCUAAAGAUCAUGGAGUCGAUCUGGGAGACGGAGUCACUGGACCUGUGUCUGUUGCCUUAUGGCUGCAUCUCCACUGGCAACAAAAUUGGUAUGAUUGAGAUCGUGAAGGAUGCCACGACCAUUGCCAACAUCCAGCAGAGUGUUGUGGGAAGCACAGGCGCCUUUAAAGACGAAAUCCUCUGUCAGUGGCUGCGGGACAAGUGUGUUAGCGAGGACAAGUUCCAGCAGGCCGUGGAGCGGUUCUUGUUCUCCUGCGGUGGAUAUUGUGUGGCUACCUACGUCCUGGGGAUCGGCGAUCGCCACAACGACAACAUCAUGAUCACAGAGUCUGGGAAUCUCUUCCACAUCGACUUUGGUCAUAUCCUGGGGAAUUACAAGAGUUUCAUGGGAAUCAGUAAAGAGUGGGUUCCCUUUGUGCUCACGCCAGACUUCCUCUAUGUCAUGGGAACAUCUGGAAAGAAAAGCAGUCCCCACUUCCAGAAGUUCCAGGACGUGUGCGUGAAGGCUUACCUCGCCCUUCGGCACCACACCAACCUCCUCAUCAUCCUUUUCUCCAUGAUGUUGAUGACAGGCAUGCCUCAGCUGACCAGCAAGGAGGACAUCGAGUACAUCCGCGAGGCGCUGACCGUCGGCCGCAGCGAGGACGAGGCCAAGCGUCACCUGCUGGACCAAAUCGAGAUCUGCAGGGAGAAAGGAUGGAUGGUUCAGAUCAACUGGUUUGUCCAUCUGGUGCUGGGGAUCAAGCAGGGUGUGGAGAAACGGUCCACUUAGACCUCGCUGUUACCCCCAAAAAAAACAACAAUCUUAACAAUCUCAUAAGGGAGCAAACAUAAUUUUAUUUCUUGUUAAUUUGCUUGCACUCUGUGUUGAAUUUGAGACCAUUUGAAAUGAAGUUUUGUCUGUUUUUUUCUGUAUUGAAGGUAGUUAUGUCCUAUGACGAGGAGUGUCUGAGCAUAACUAAAUGAAACGGUCCCAGUUUUCAUGCAUUUUAUAAACCAAGUGCGCAAGAAAAAGAGGUUUUGACGGUGACCAAUGCCACCGUUUUAAUUAUUUAUUCAUCAACAAUGUUUUUGAAUCACACUGGCUGCUAAAAUACCUCUUCGAUGUCUUUGGAGGAAAUGUAUCACGCCGCUUUUUUAUCGCCGGUUUUGCAACUUUUACUGCCACGUCUGUCCACAGUAACCCGUUUGGUUACAUCUGCUCCGUCCCACUUCUGACGGGCCUCCCCGGUUCAGAUCAGCCGAGCUCCACCCUUAAAGCAAGGUAUUACUCUGCGACACGGCAAACGGUCAACAGGCUGAGAACUCACACUGGCACACACCACAAAUCAAACUCGGACGACCACACACGAUGUAGUAGAGAAAUGUUAAUGCCAAAUGUUUAGUCCCGAUCAGCAGUUUUUCUUCACACAGUUUGUACAUAUUAGUCUUAUAGUCACUGUCUCAUUGUGAGUUGUGUUUUUGUCUGAGUGUGGUUGAUUAGGGAAAAAAGAAAAGGAAAAAAAAAAGUCAAUUCAAUGCAACAAUCAGCCAAAAGGUUUGUACUCCAGUCAGAACUUGCUGUCAGUGAUAAGCUUCUUUUAAUUAUAAUAAAUCUGCUUUGCUUGCAUUCAGUAAAA